Molecule: messenger RNA, 3658 nt
Organism: Ceratina calcarata
Lineage: Eukaryota; Metazoa; Arthropoda; Insecta; Hymenoptera; Apidae
Product: facilitated trehalose transporter Tret1
Exons: 6
Coding region: 1-1416 (471 amino acids)
Biological process (GO): transmembrane transport
Cellular component (GO): membrane
Molecular function (GO): transmembrane transporter activity
Source: RefSeq, a predicted model, not a curated record
AUGACCACCACCGCGCCCCGCAAUGACAGAUGGAACUUUUUCGUACUGGUUCAAAAAUUGAAUCCGUAUUUCGGCGCCUUCGUUGCGUCCCUCGGCGGCUUCGCGCUCGGCAUUUCCCUAGCUUGGAAUUCCAAGGCGAGUAAAAUGUUCCGGGACCAUCUCGACGCCACAGGGACUGAGAUCGGACUCAUCGGAGGUAUUCUGAAUGCCGGUAUCUGCGUAGGAGCGAUCCUAGUGCCUUUUAUAGCUGAGCGAUUCUCCCGAGCGAGAAUCUUGUUCUGGACGAUGCCACCCUUAGUUAUCACAUGGAUGUACAUAAUGGGCAAUCGCAGCGAACAGGUAGUGAUACUCAUGACUGGAAGGUUCAUCUGUGGUAUAUGCGGAGGUAUCUACUCCGUUUUGACACCGAUUUAUGUGGCCGAAAUCACCCGUAAAGAAGUUCGCGGCCGUCACCUCGCGUAUUUCCAGGUUCUAAUCAACUGCGGCAUCAUGUACGCGUUCAGCGUUGCUCAUGCGAUAGAAGAGACAGUAUGGUGGUACAGCAAGGUUUGUGGGUUUGCGUGUUUUCUAUUGGUGCCACAAGUGAUGUUACCCAAUAGCCCGUUCCAUUAUUUGUUCCGGAACGAUGAGACUAAUGCAGUAGUAUCUCUAGAAUGGUUCCGCGAUACUAAUGACGUCCAGCACGAGCUCAACGAGUUGAAGCAGUUGGUCCACACGACUCGCUCGAGAAAGAUCAACAUGAAGCUGUUGAAGAAUCGUCGUGUUCUACGGUCGAUCGUGACUUGUAUCGGCGUGAUGCUCGGUCAAAACUUGUGCGGUGCGAAUAUGAUGAUCUUUCACGCUUUGACUCUCUUCGACAUCACCGGUUCCGGUGAACUGACCGGGAGUGAACAGACGAUGGUCAUCGGCGCCGUACAAAUAUUAGUAUCCUUCUUAGCCGCGUCUCUCGUCGACGUACUCGGGCGCCGGAUCCUCCUCACGGUCUCGUGUCUGCUCAUGGGAGUGUUCUUAAUACUCUUAGGCUGGUUCUUCAGCGUGCGCGACGCCGAUCCCGAGUACGACGAUAUCUACUUUUGGAUGUCACCAACCUGGAUCACCCUGAUGUUCGCUUCUUAUAAUUUGGGCCUCGGUCCCAUCUCUUGGUCCAUCUUGGGCGAUACCCUGCCGGAGGAAUUGAAGAAUCUGGUUGCCUCGGCCGCGGUUGCCCUCGGAUGGCUCGUUUCAUUAUUAGCAUCAUUGUCAUUCGAGGAAAUGGUAGUCAUGCUCGGAGCCACAAAAGUCAUGUGGGGCUCAGCAGCUAUUUGUUGGCUGAUAGCCUUGUUUUGUGCCAUCGUAGUCAAAGACAACACAGGCAAAAGCCUAUUGGAGAUCCAGAAGGAGUUCCGCAUUGAAGCUGAUACGGUUGUAGAAACCUGAUUACUCUGUUAGCCGAAUUCGAACUACAAUUAGACAUUCCUACAAUGGAAUCUCGUUUUUCCAGCCUUUAAUCAGACAGCCAGUCUUCGUUUAUUAAAUUCCCUCAGGGAAAUAGAGUGGUAAAUCCUAUUCUCCGUUUUUUCAUAGUUUAAAACGCGUGAGAAAGGAUUCCUGAUUAGUUUGCUAACUUUAUUUGGUAGAUCACCGUGUGCACAACGAUUGUUGAUAGUCAACAAACUGCGAGGAAGCAACUCUGUUUGAGUUGGCCUCAUCCGUCUGCUUUUUCAACCUUCGCUCCGUCUUGAUUGCCAGCUACCUAAUUUAAUGCAAUGAUUGUUCUUUAGCGAAAAUCGCUGAGAUAGAUUCUUUGACUAAUUUAAGAAUGAUCUCAAAAUUAUUAUCGAAAACCGACUAAAAUAUGAAAUAAAUAUAAACUAUUUUAUUUUGUUCCAUAACGUAUAACGAUUAUUUUCGAAACGAAUUAUCAACUAUGUGUUACUAUAUCAAGAAUGAGAAAUGUAUACGAUCCAUAAAUUCAAAGAAUGUCUAUGAUUUAUAUAUGUAUUUACGUUGUGGUGUCCAAAUUAAAUGGCGUGUCAGCCUUCUGGUCGCGAUAUUCUCGAUCCCUGGUCACGAGCCUGUCUCCGAUUGCACGUCAAGGUCUGUAGAUGGGUUAACGAGAACACUUCAUCGAACUCCGUAUUGAAAUGACGCGAGUUCGUUGGCUAUUGUCCAAAAAGACGCCAACCAGAUUUUGUACUUGCCUUUAACUGUGUACAUGCGUGCUUUUGAUUGAUAUAUCGCGAACAGAUGCAACGAAUCUUUUGACAAAAAUAACACGAGGAGAAACAAGUCAAUUAAAUUGGGUGUCUUAUGAUAUUUCCUUGUGCAGCAACUUAGUGAUAGCGCUAGAACUGUCGUUGGAUGAGAAUUACGAAGGCUGCAGAUGAUUCACUGCUAUUUCUCAUAAAAUGUCUGUAAAUAGUUGAAUGUAUAAAGUGACUUACAAGUUUGUUAAUAUUGGUUCAUGUUUACUAAAUGUAUUCGUAUUAAAAAUACAUUUUAUACGUACAUUAAAAAACUGUUGAAAAAUUCGCUACCUUUCCUAAGAUUUCAUUUUACCUGCUUAAUGACCAAAUUUUAUAGGUGUUGACACUGUGCCACGGUACCAAGGCGUUUUAACCCAUUAAAUUACGAAAGUUUCCUCAUAACAUUAAUGCCCAGAGAGCGAUCAUUGCGUCCACCUGAGAAUUAGUAGUCGCUUACUACGAGGGACAUACAACCUACCGCAGUAUCAAAUUUUCACUGGCCUUGUUAUCUACAUUCGUUAUGCUUUCCGUAGAAAUAUAAACGACAAUUAAUAUUUGUUGGGCGUAAAGAUAUUUUUUCUCUUCACUCAGAAAUUAAAUUCAAUGGUUGAUUAAGUAUCUGUUUCCUACCAGUAAUAGUAGAUACGUUCUAAGCAUUGUGAGAAACUCGGAGUAACAAUGAAAUCGACUAACUAUUAUUUCCAGGCAAAUUAACUCUUUUGCAUAGACCACCAUCUUGAAACGUGGGAGGAGAGAAAAAGGAAGGUAUUACCGCGUUGCGAACUUUGUGCGCGGUGGCUGUCGAUAAUGCUCUAUUCUGGAAUCUUUCGCUUCAUUUUUCCACCUCGCAUGCUGCGCACAAUCCAUUUUUAUGUGAAUCGUGAAAGGAAACAAAGGAUUCUACGAAUUCUAUGAAUUCCCGAGAAAAAUCUUUUGUUAACUACAAUACUUCGCAGUCGACAAUAUUUAAUAAAGGAAAUAACCAACGUUCUCGAGUUCAACACGAUGGUCGAGUAACAAAUUUUUUUCCCAUUUCGUUUUUCAUUUCAAUUUCGUGUUCCCCUUUUUGAAAUAGGACCGAAAUUGUUCUGUUCCAUUUUUUUCUCCCGUUCAAUAAAACGAAUUUUCAUCGAACUCAAGUGAAUAAUUAACGUGAAAUAAAUUUAAUUGCGCUUAAUUAGGGCGGACUUAACAUCGAUUAAACAUCGUUAUUUGAUAUCAAUCUUCGGGCAAGUAAACACGCAGCGAUUGAGGGUCGUAAUUACUCGCAAGAAUUUAUCCAUUUCCGUUAGAUGCCCGGCUCGAUACGAUGGUUGAUAAACCUUCGCUAUACCCUAUGAUGCACUUCAAUAAAGAGUAAAUGGAUCAAUUAAAAUUUAAUUGUAAAUAAGAAUAGCAAAUAAAUAGAAUAAUAAAUAUAUGCAACCGAAGAA